AACUUAAACAGCUGUAGUCAUGUAAUUCAAAACCCUGGAAGGCUGCUGCAGUGCUUGCUCAACCUCAGUAUACCAUGAAUGCAGGAUGCUGCCAGUCAUAUAAAGGAUCCUCUGCUUCACAUUAUGAAAGAAAGACGUGAACUACAAACCUGAAUGCAACCUGGAAUUUCCAGACAGAUGAUCUUGUGACAGCCUUUUCAAGAGUCCAGUUAUCAGGCAAAAGGACCAUCCAGUAACUGGAACUCAAUACCAACCAAUCCUAAAGAGGAAAGUUUGUGUUUUUGAAAUAUAUUCCUGCAACAAAGGACUUGAGAGAGGAGAUAUAUCAGUAAAAAUAGGGAUCCCACAUACCCCAGCAGUGCCUCCUCAGAUCUGUACAACACUGAUUCAGACUAUCCAAAAAUUUCAACUGUUCCAGCUGUCACAGAAAAUAACUGGGGCCAGCUGAAUGUCAGGAUGCAAGUAGUUACUAUUAUAUUACUACUUCUUCUUUGUAAUGCAUCUGACUGUAGGAGGACAAGGAAUAGGAAUUUGAGAAACAAUGGAAGGGAAAACAUCUUAAGAAGAGCAUCUAGCACUGUUAAGCGCAAUGCCCAAGGCUUAACAUGUGAUAUUUACACUUAUCUUCAUGAGAAAUACUUAGAUUGUCAGGAAAGAAAAUUGGUUUUUGUGGCACCUGAUUGGCCAGAGGAUAUAAAACACAUGCUGCUAGCAAGAAAUAGGAUUCGGAAAUUAAAGAAUAAUAUGUUUUCCAAGUACAAAGUACUGAAAAGUCUGGAUUUACAACAGAAUGACAUAUCAAAAAUUGAGAGUGAGGCUUUUUAUGGUUUGGAUAAACUUACCACACUCUUACUUCAGCAUAACCAAAUUAAGAUUUUAUCUGAGGAGAUUUUUAUUUAUACUCCCAGUCUAAACUACCUGCGUCUCUAUGACAAUCCCUGGCAUUGCAGCUGUGAACUAGAAACUCUUGUUACAAUGCUACAGGUUCCAACAAACAGGAAUUUGGGAAAUUAUGCCAAAUGUGUGCACCCAAUAGAACUGAAAAAUCAAAAGCUAAAGCAGAUAAAAACUGAUGAGCUAUGUAGUGAAAAGGACAGGCAGGAUCCCAAAAACAUAAAACGGGAGAAGCCUGAACCUGUCAAACCAGAAUUUGAUUCCUCUUUGUGCCACAUGUAUGUGUUUCCUGUGACAACUCUGAACUGCAAAAGAAAAGAUUUAAAGAAAGUUCCAGGUAAUAUACCUCCAGAUAUAGCUAAACUUGAUUUGUCCAACAACAAAAUUAGACAGCUACGAGCCAAGGAGUUUGAAGAUGUCAGUGAACUGAAGAUAUUAAACCUGAACAGUAAUGGAAUAACAUACAUUGAUCCUGCGGCUUUUUCAGGCCUCAAUAACUUAGAGGAGCUGGAUCUAUCAAACAACAGCUUGCAGAAUUUUGAAUAUGGAGUACUGGAAGAUCUUUACUUUCUGAAAAUACUGUGGCUGAGAGAGAAUCCUUGGAGAUGCGAUUACAACAUACAUUAUCUUUUCUACUGGCUGAAGCAUCACUACAAUGUUCACUACAAUGGCCUAGAAUGCAAAAUGCCUGAGGAAUACAAAGGAUGGUCUGUUGGAAAAUAUGUCCGAAGUUAUUAUGAGGAAUGCCCAAAAGACAAGCUUCCCAUUUAUCCAGAAACUUUUGAUCUGGACAAAGAUGACGAGGAAUGGGAACGACACAAAGAGCAAACAGUUCAGACAGUAAAGAAGCAUGGUGUAAUUGUCACUGUGAUAGGCUAAUAAGGGGACUCUUUCCCUUAGUAGAUUUAGAUAUUUGAUACUUUGAAAAAGGAAAACAUGCUGUUUACAUUUGUUCUAAUUAUUCUGUUGGUUUAAAGGACUAUCUGCCUACAAAGAUGUCUGUUUAUUGCAGAUAAUAACUACAGAAUGACAUUAGUUGGACAGCAUCCUUCAUCUAGCAAUUGUUUUUGACAAUUUGUUCUGGACACUCCUGUGAAAUAUUUUGGCAAAUGUUUGAAACUAUUCAGUAAAAAUUGAGAGACACAAAUGUAUAUAAUGUGGUGGGGAGGAGCUGUCUUAUGUAUGAACACAGUUUAUGUGUUCACACAGAAAUAGCUGCAGGAUUGUGACCAAGACACAUUUUUCUUGAAUGUAUUGAUGGUUCUUUGUAUCAGUUUCCUGAAAUAUUCCCAGAAAACAUUUCUAAGAUUUUUAUAUUGACUUCCUGUUGUUUUAUUGCAGACUAAAAAAACAAACUUAAGACUAACCUUAAGUACAAUUGUAGGCAAAGAGAAA
Cyanistes caeruleus (blue tit) is the source of this 2289-nucleotide messenger RNA. RefSeq names its product leucine rich repeat containing 17 (gene LRRC17). The record is from RefSeq and is a predicted model, not a curated record. NCBI's taxonomy places the organism in Eukaryota, Metazoa, Chordata, Aves, Passeriformes, Paridae. Gene Ontology annotation, molecular function: protein binding. Gene Ontology annotation, cellular component: plasma membrane.